Molecule: messenger RNA, 262 nt
Organism: Ylistrum balloti
Lineage: Eukaryota; Metazoa; Mollusca; Bivalvia; Pectinida; Pectinidae
Exons: 3
Coding region: 5-262 (85 amino acids)
Source: RefSeq, a predicted model, not a curated record
GAUUAUGCGACUAGAAGAAGUGAAAGGUGCUGAUGUGGAUAAUACGUACAGAGACGACAAACAGGUUGUAAACUAUGCAGAAAAUGAACGCGGGAAUCCAUUAAAUCUUAUAAGAGCAUAUGAGGCCCUUGCUAUUAAACCAUUUAUUAAGCCAAGCAGAGUUACGGGAACUAGAUGGUUACCUCAUACAGAAAGGACACUUGAAGCUUUCUGGACAGGCUGUACUGUAAUCAGAACACAUUUAGACCAGAAUUUCCAAUGA